CAAGUUCAGUUUGCCAUGGGGUUGUUUGGAAAAACCCGGGAGAAGCCAUCCAAAGAGCUGGUCAAUGAAUGGUCAUUGAAGAUAAGAAAGGAAAUGAGAGUUGUUGACAGACAGAUAAGAGAUAUCCAAAGAGAAGAAGAAAAAGUGAAACCAUCUGUGAAAGAUGCUGCCAAGAAGGGUCAGAAGGAUGUCUGUGUGGUUCUGGCCAAGGAGACGAGCAGAUCAAGGAAGGCGGUGAGCAAGCUGUAUGCAUCCAAAGCGCACAUGAACUCUGUGCUUAUGGAGAUGAAGAACCAGCUGGUGGUUUUGCAAGUGGCUGGUUCCCUGCGGAAGAGCACAGGAGUGAGGAAGGCCAUGCAGAGUCUUGUGAAGAUCCCAGAAAUCCAGGCCACCAUGCGGGAGCUCUCCAAAGAGAUGAUGAAGGCUGGGAUCAUAGAAGAGUUGUUAGAGGACACUUUUGAAAACAGGGACGAUCAAGAAGAAACGGAAGAAGCAGCAGAAAUGGAACUUGACAAAAUUCUGUUUGAAAUCACUGCAGGGGCCUUGGGCAAAGUACCUAGUAAGGUGACCAAUGCCCUCCCGGAGCCUGAACUUCCAGGAGCAGUGGCUGCAUCUGAAGGUGAGGAGGAGGAAGAGGCCCUGGAGGCCAUGCAGUCCUGCCUGGCCACACUCCGCAGCUAG
This is a messenger RNA of Hippopotamus amphibius kiboko, 681 nucleotides long. Its product is annotated as charged multivesicular body protein 3-like. Gene Ontology annotation, biological process: late endosome to vacuole transport; endosome transport via multivesicular body sorting pathway; protein transport. Gene Ontology annotation, cellular component: ESCRT III complex; multivesicular body. The transcript has a single exon. The record is from RefSeq and is a predicted model, not a curated record. Lineage: Eukaryota; Metazoa; Chordata; Mammalia; Artiodactyla; Hippopotamidae. Bases 16 to 681 code for a protein of 221 amino acids.